Mizuhopecten yessoensis (Yesso scallop) is the source of this 1278-nucleotide messenger RNA. RefSeq names its product piggyBac transposable element-derived protein 4-like. The transcript has 4 exons. The coding region runs from base 6 to 1154 and encodes 382 amino acids. The record is from RefSeq and is a predicted model, not a curated record. Lineage: Eukaryota; Metazoa; Mollusca; Bivalvia; Pectinida; Pectinidae.
UAGUAAUGGCCGUUCCAUGGAUGCGGAUGUUUCCACCUGAACCCGACAGGGGUCCUGGCUUUUACGAAGCUCCUAGGCCUCUUCAUAUGCCACCCAGGGAUUCUCGGCCAUUUUCAUAUUUCAUGAUUCUUUUUCCCGAGACACUGAUGAAGGAAAUAAUUCGGCACACCAACAGGUAUGCACACCACCAUCUGCAGACAAACCAGAACAAUUUGGGACAAAAUGCAAGGGCGCGUUCUUGGAAAAAAAUUAUCUUGUCGGAAUUGAAAGCAUUUCUUUCAAUAUUUUACAACAUGUCAAUUGUAAGAAAGCCUUCAAUUCCCGAAUACUGGAAUUCAAGACUACCAAGUCAACGUUCAUCUUGGUUUCCACACACGAUGGCUAGAAACAGAUUUCAAAAUAUUUUGAAAUUCCUACAUAUCGCAGAUUUCCGGCGCAUGGUUGGAAGAGAGCAUCCUGCCUACGACCCUGCCGCCAUAUUUCGUCCUCUACUUAACUUCGUCAACAGGCAGUUCCUGCGCUUCAUCAUACCGAGGAGGGAAAUGUGUGUUGAUGAAUCCCUGGUGAGAACAAAAGGCCAUAGUGUGAUGCGUACGCUAUGGAAAAACAGACCGAUGCCCCUGACUAUACGGAAUGCGGAUCCGCAGCCAGGGGCCGCUGUAUACAUGAGACAGGGCAACUUCCUGUGUCUGGCAGCUCGUGAUGUAGAGGGCAAAAAGCCGGUGCGGCUCUUAUCUACUCUCCUGCCAGCGCAUGACCUUGGAUGUGGGCGUCCUAGAAUUGUCAAUGCGUAUAACCAUAAUAUGGGUGCCAUUGACAUGAAUGAUGGGUUAUUGAGUGCAUAUGGUGUCCAGCGCAAAACCAAGAAAGUCUGGAAAAAAGUGCUUCUACACAUUUUCCACAGAAUUAUGCAAAAUGCAUACAUACUCUACAGAGAGAACACAACUGAUCGCCCCGUACUGACUCGACUUAAUUUCAUCAUGCAGGUCGCAGAGUCCUUAUCGGGAUGCAAUGUCCCGGGCAUGCCAAGGCGCGCACGUCGAAGAGUCCAGAACCUAAAAGUACUACCGCGUGGAAAAGAAAAAGAUUGUUGCGUGUGUUCAUCCAAUGUGCGGCAUGGCAGAGGUGUGCGCCACAGGAGCAGAACAAUUUGAUCCAUAUGUAAAAGAGGCCUCCAUAGGCACUGCCUCGAAAGGCACAACGCAUGCGCAGAACUUUAGCAAGACAAUCUGGAAAUAAAUUUAUGCUGAGCAAUUUAUGAAAUAUUGUUUUACUUAU